This is a messenger RNA of Malania oleifera, 2281 nucleotides long. RefSeq names its product heat shock 70 kDa protein 8. The transcript has 4 exons. Gene Ontology annotation, cellular component: cytoplasm. Gene Ontology annotation, molecular function: ATP hydrolysis activity; heat shock protein binding; misfolded protein binding. The coding region runs from base 342 to 2105 and encodes 587 amino acids. Gene Ontology annotation, biological process: protein refolding; cellular response to unfolded protein. Lineage: Eukaryota; Viridiplantae; Streptophyta; Magnoliopsida; Santalales; Ximeniaceae. The record is from RefSeq and is a predicted model, not a curated record.
GCUGACAAGACACGUGGCUUUUGCAAUCCACAUACUCGUAGGCAGGUUAGAAUUGAAUUUCAACCGUCCGAUCGGAGAACCGUACAGCGCCUCGCCCAUGGCGACGGUCUGAGUUGGCACUAAUCGGACGGUCACUUCCUAAUAAUUGGCCCACAAAUUCUUUGACCCUGGUAGUUCUACUUCUGGCCCUCUCUUUCUCUCUCGGACACUCCAGAACAUCGCUCCCUUUUAUAGCUUUGCACAGGGACGAAGAAAGGAAUUCCAUUGCUGUUUUCUUGUUGCUUUGUGGAUCAUUGUCUUCCCACCUACUUGCCUUCUUCCUUGCUCAUGCUGUUGAAUGUAUGCACCCGUGUCUCAAUCAUCAAUUCUACUUGUCAGGAAUGGCUGAACCAGCAUACACUGUAGCAUCUGAUAGUGAGACAACGGGAGAGGAAAAAUCUUCAUCUGUUUUCCCUGAAAUUGCAAUUGGCAUCGACAUUGGCACAUCACAGUGCAGUGUUGCAGUCUGGAAUGGCUCCCAGGUUGAGCUCCUUAAGAACACUAGGCAUCAAAAGAUAAUGCCAUCAUAUGUCAUUUUUAAGGAUGAAAUCCCUUCUGGCGGAGUCAGUGGUCAGCUCUCCCAUGAGCUUGAUAUUUUAUCUGGAGCUGCAAUCUUCAACAUGAAGCGCCUAAUUGGUAGAGUUGACACUGACCCAGUUGUUCAUGCAAGCAAAAGCCUCCCAUUUUUGGUGCAAACUUUGGACAUCGGUGUCCGGCCAUUUAUUGCAGCCUUGGUGAACAAUGUUUGGAGAUCCACCACUCCUGAAGAGGUCCUUGCAAUAUUCCUGGUGGAAUUAAGAGCCAUGGCAGAAAUUCAGCUGAAGCAGCCCAUAAGAAAUGUUGUUUUGACCAUUCCGGUUUCAUUCAGCAGGUUCCAGCUGACUCGGAUUGAGCGAGCCUGUGCCAUGGCUGGCCUUCAUGUCCUCAGACUGAUGCCGGAACCAACAGCCGUAGCCUUACUAUAUGCACAGCAGCAACAACAAACUGUACAUGAGAAUAUGGGCAGUGGGAUUGAAAAUAUUGCCCUUAUUUUCAAUAUGGGUGCGGGGUACUGUGAUGUAGCUGUAACUGCUACAGCUGGGGGAGUUUCCCAGAUAAAGGCCUUAUCAGGAAGUGCAAUUGGAGGGGAAGACAUACUUCAGAAUAUGAUGCAUCAUCUUUUGCCUGAUUUUGACAGUCUUUUCUCCAAUCAUGGGAUUAAUGAGAUAAAAUCAAUGGGGUUGCUUCGGAUUGCUACCCAAGAUGCAAUCCACAAGCUCUCCUCCCAGACCACGGUGCAGGUCGAUGUUGACUUAGGAAAUGGACUGAAAAUAUGCAAGGUUGUGGAUAGAGAGGAAUUUGAGGAAGUGAAUAGGAAGCUGUUUGAGAAGUGUGAAAGCCUUAUUAUCCAGUGCUUGCAGGAUGCCAAGGUAGAAAUUGAGGAUGUCAGUGAUGUUAUUCUUGUAGGAGGAUGUUCAGCUAUUCCAAAAGUAAAGGAUCUUGUUCUGGGCAUAUGUAAAAAACAGGACCUUUACAAGGGGAUGAACCCAUUGGAAGCUGCAGUUUGUGGAGCCGCACUGGAAGGCGGUGUGGCUUCUGGUGCCUCUGAUCCUUUUGGUAGCCUGGACCUAUUAACUAUUCAGGCCACCCCUCUUAGCAUAGGGAUAUGUGCAGAUGGAGAUAAAUUCGUGCCCAUCAUGCAUCGAAAUACCGCGAUGCCUGCACGGAAAGAUUUGGGCUUCACCACAGUUCGUGAUAAUCAGGCUGAGGCACUCAUUUUUGUUUAUGAAGGCGAAGAGAAGGCAGUGAAAGGAAACUAUCUUCUGGGCUAUUUCAAGAUUGUGGGGAUUCCUCCUGCACCUAAAGGCGUUCCGGACAUUAAUGUGUGCAUGGACAUUGAUGCUUCGCAUGUGCUGAGAGUUUUGGCUGGUGUUACACUGCCAGGGGCCCAAAAUCCAGUCUCACCUCCGAUGGAAGUUCGGAUGCCAACCGUGGAUGAUGGCCAUGGCUGGUGUGCUGAAGCUUUGUCCAGAACUUAUGGAUCCACAAUGGACUUGGUUACUGUGCGGAAGAAAAUUCAAGGGUGAUAUUUGUGGGUCUGUUUUACUGUUGAGAAUACUCUGCUUUUGAUGAACUUGGACAUACAGGAACAGGUGCCAUUAACUGUUGUCAUAGUGUUGAUGUGUAUGCGAGUGUUGGCUUGAUGUAAUGAACCUAUAUGUGCAACUCUUUUAACCUUGUUUGAACUCAUGAUGUUUCAAAA